AUGAGCUCGUCAUACGAGAAUCAAUGGCUUGCGCCCGACGAAAAGCAGCAGCGAGGAGCCUCGCCAGCCAGUAGCCGUACCAGUGAUUCCAAACCAAGCAAAGCGUCUAGUGACGCUGGAAGCAGUCCUCAGAUCGCACAGCAGAACGACCAUCAAAAGCAGCAGCAGCAGCAACAACAGAACCCCAACCAACCACCUCGUAAAUCGCAAAAAGAAAUGACCAAGGCAGAGCGUCGUGCACUUCAAGAGCAACAGCGUUUGGAGAAACAAAGUCGAGUUGCAGCUGGUUUGCCAAAAUCUGCAAAAAAGGCAGCCGAGGCGGAAACGACUAACAAGAAGCCUCAGCAACAACAACAACAACAACAACAACAACAGCAGCAGCAACAGUCGUCUGGAGGAACCGACGAUAAACAAAAGAAGAAAGCGAGAGCAUCAAAGACUGAUCAAAACCAAGUUCCUUGGUUAAUGCAUUUGGAUUCUCCAAAGAGACCCGAGACGGGUGGAAACAAGGAUCUGCAUCCUGCAGUUUUGGUAUUGGGUCUGUACUUCUCGGAACACAAGAUUGUUGGUUCCAAUGCUAGAUGUGUGGCUAUGUUAGAAACAUUUUCCAAGGUCAUAGAGGAUCAUCGUCCACCAGCUGACGCCACGUUUGCACGAAACAUUCAAAAACACCUUGAUCCACAUAUUGCCUACCUUUUGGGAACCCGUCCAAUGUCGUUGAGUAUGCGUGAAUGUAUUCGAUGGCUUAAGAAGGAAAUUUCAGAUAUCGUAGAGGAAGAUCCUCCACUUUCGGACGAUGAGGCACGGAGUAGACUUAUCGAAGCCAUCGAGCAUUUUAUCCGUGAGCGUAUCACCAUGGCCGAUCAGUUAAUCGUUCAGAACGGCUUGCAGAAAAUUAAGGAUGGAGAAGUUAUAUUGACAUAUGGAAAGUCAUCGGUUGUUGAGAACCUGUUGCUAGAAACAAAGAAAAAGGGAAUCGACUUUAAGGUUAUUAUUGUCGAUAGCCGUCCCCUAUUUGAAGGCAAGCAUCUUCUGCGACGGUUAGCAGCAGCUGGAAUCGAUUGCUCAUACUAUCUGCUGUCAAGUGUCUACGUUGCCUUGCGAUCUGUUACUAAGGUGAUCAUGGGUGCACAUGCGUUGCUUAACAACGGUGCAGUGUAUUCCCGUGUUGGAACUGCAAUGGUUGCUAUGGCUGCCCGUGACAAACAGAUUCCUGUAAUGAUCUGCUGUGAGACGUACAAGUUCGUCAACCGUACUCAGGUCGACUCAUUGGUUUUGAACGAGAUUGGAAAUCCGGAUGAGCUUGUCGACACAAAGCCAGUCUAUAACUCUUGCCAUCAAAUACAUCCUACUCCGAAAGAAUCGGCAUUAUCCUCCUGGCGAGAUCAACCAAACCUGAGAUUACUUAACUUGUUAUAUGAUGUAACGCCAUCCAAAUAUAUUUCCCUCGUCGUAACAGAAGUCGGUCUUAUUCCUUGUACUUCGGCGCCUGUGAUUUGGCGUGAAUAUAAGUAA
This is a messenger RNA of Zychaea mexicana, 1515 nucleotides long. RefSeq lists its product as uncharacterized. The transcript is spliced from 6 exons. Lineage: Eukaryota; Fungi; Mucoromycota; Mucoromycetes; Mucorales; Lichtheimiaceae. The record is from RefSeq and is a predicted model, not a curated record. The coding region runs from base 1 to 1515 and encodes 504 amino acids.